Messenger RNA from Microdochium trichocladiopsis, 2795 nucleotides. Its product is annotated as major facilitator superfamily domain-containing protein. The record is from RefSeq and is a predicted model, not a curated record. Gene Ontology annotation, molecular function: transmembrane transporter activity. The transcript is spliced from 3 exons. Bases 207 to 2396 code for a protein of 729 amino acids. Gene Ontology annotation, biological process: transmembrane transport. Lineage: Eukaryota; Fungi; Ascomycota; Sordariomycetes; Xylariales; Microdochiaceae.
GGAUGCUGUCCAAGGGCGAUCCACCAGACCUAGAACCAGCCCUUUGCUUUGUUGUAUAUAUCCUUGCCUUCCACGCGUCCCUACAGCAUUCCUCUCUCUAUCCCUCUCGCAACCAUCCCCUCCAUUCACCUUGCUUGACGAGCCCACGGCGGCAACCUAGGCCUCCAGUGCCUUGACCUACGCCCUUCCGCCGCCUGCCGCGCAGCAUGGCCUCCUGGUUCCCUCGCCGCCGCGAUGGCGGCGAGCGCCCCGUCGAGGACAAGCCCCGUACGUGGAAUAUGGGCAUGCUUAACGAUCCGGACACCAUUGAAGUUCCGGGCUCGGUUCUCCUCCUCGCAAAGGACCGCAACGAACCCCUUGGCCUGCGCAACGCCCCAGCCCGCACCUCCCACUCCUCCGUGGCUACCGGCUGGGCCCCAGAUGUGCCGCCGCCCACACCGCCGCCUGUCGACGACAAGAAGAAGACGCAGGACGGCAACAUCAUCCUCGAGCCUCAGCCUGACGAUUCGCACAAUGACCCGCUCAACUGGCCCGCCUGGCGCAGAGAUUGCGCGCUCCUCUCGCUCGGCCUUUACUGCAUGGUUGGCGGUGGCAUCACUCCGAUCCUCGCCGCCGGCUUCACCGAUGUCGCAGAAGACUAUGACGUCCCUGUUGAGCGGGUCGCCUUGACGACAGGUCUCUACAUGAUGGGCCUCGGCAUCGGUAGCACAAUCUUCUCUCCGACCGCCAUUCUUUACGGCAAGCGGCCUAUCUACCUCUUCAGCGCCAUACUGUUUAUUCUCUCUACCGUCUGGUGUGCUCUGUCGCCAAACUUCAUCUCCCUCCUCAUCGCCCGGAUAUGCCAGGGCAUCGCUGUCAGCCCCGUGGAGUGCCUGCCGUCCGCCACCAUCGCAGAAAUCUUCUUUCUGCAUGAGCGUGCCUACCGUAUCGGCAUCUAUACUUUGCUCCUCCUGGGCGGCAAGAACUUGGUCCCUCUGGUCAGCGCGGUCGUCAUGCAGGCGCUUGACUGGCGCUGGGUGUUCUGGAUUGUUGCCAUGAUUGUGGGCUUCUGUGGGACCCUGCUCUUCUUCUUCGUGCCAGAGACCUUCUGGGACCGCUCGCCGAUCCCACGAAACCGGACCAAUCACCACCACCUGAAGCGACCGAGUUUCCUUAGUAGACGAUCAACCUCGAAGCAUGUGCCGCAGCUCCCGCCCAAGACCUUGGACGAGUCUGCGCCUGGCAGUGGCGGCAUCUUGGAACCAGACGUCACAGAUGAGAAGGUACACCACACAGCUGAAUCGUCUGCGGGCCCAACUUCCCGGCACAAGACAGCCCACGUGGGCUUUGCGCCUGAAGCCAAUGAGCCAGAGGACCCUGCCACGGAAGCAUCCGUAGGUCAGCAUGCCCAUGCUGCUUCGAAUAUGCCGCCCACGUUCGGCAAUAUCGACAUUCCCGACCGCCCCCGCGUUUCGCGGACCCACACGGAGCACAGCGUAGUUCCUGCCUCGCCUCACCCGGAUCUGGAAGCACAGUCUGUCACAAUGGACGCAGCGUCGUCGAGAGGCCACGGUACUGGUACCGAUACCGCAAGCGAGAAGCUGUCGCUUUCAAACUUCCCCACUGCGACACGUGGGCAGAUGUAUACACAUACUUUGCGGCAGGCACCUCCGAAAUCUUUCACACAGCAGCUUCGUCUUCACAACGGUCGGCUCAACCAAGACCGGUGGUGGAAGGUAGCUCUGCGGCCAUUCAUCUUGUUCUCGUACCCAGCGGUCCUUUGGUCUGCCGUUAUCUAUUCCUGCUCUGUCGGCUGGCUCAUUGUCAUCUCUGAAUCGGUUGCUGUCGUGUUCCGCGAAGGCAAGUACCACUUCAAUGCGUUGCAGACAGGACUAGUCUAUCUCUCCCCCUUCAUUGGAGGCGUGUUGGGCACUGCCGUGGCUGGCAAGGUCAGUGACAUUGUGGUCAAGGCCAUGUCUAGGCGCAAUGGCGGCCUCUAUGAGCCUGAGUUCCGCCUCGUCAUGGCGAUUCCUGUCGCCAUCACGACUACAAUGGGUCUGAUUGGGUUCGGCUGGACGGCGUCUGCGGAAAGCCCGUUCAUCCCCAUUGUGUUCUUUGGUAUCGUGUCGUUCGGGUGCUCCCUCGGCUCGACCACUUCCAUCACAUUCUGCGUUGACAGCUACCGCCAGUACGCCGGCGAGGCGCUUGUUACGCUCAACUUCAGCAAAAACGUCUUCCACGGCCUUGUCUUCAGUCUGUUCGUCACGGAGUGGCUGACACAUGACGGCCCCAAGACGGUCUAUAUCUGGAUCGGCAUCAUUCAGCUGAUUGCCUGUCUGUUCUCUAUUCCCAUGUAUAUCUUUGGCAAGCGAGCGCGCAUGUGGACGGUUAGAAAGAACUUGAUGGAGAAGUUCUAGAUCUGCAUAUUCCUGUCUUGGCUGCAUACAUUCUACUUGGCGUUUUGGUUACAGAUUGCAUAGCAUAGAGCAUCGCAUGGACUUGUCGAUGGGCGACAAUCCGAUAAACCAAGGUUAUCAUUGCUUUUCUUGAGACGGCUACAUUGUGAAGGCUUAUCUGGACUUCUGAAGGAAACCUUGGAACGAACAGGCAGCCGUGUCAUACCCCGCUUGGUGGGACGGUGCAUCAAGAUGUCCCCGCAGACACCCAUGCCUUGCAUGACAAAGACUACGUCUGCUUUCCGUCUCGUUAGCAGGCGUCUAUGCCGCCGUACAAGCAUAUGAGCCUGACAACAGUAUGGCACUUGUAGAAAAGUCUGUCAAUACUACCUUAGGCACCCUAGGCGGUGGAUACUCGAU